AUGGGUUAUGGUGAUGAAGCUCAAGUAGAUGGCGAACAAUCUUCACAAAUUGAAAACAAGCCAAAAAUCUUUUUAAUGGGUUUAAAAAGAUCAGGUAAAUCAUCAAUUCAAAAAGUUGUUUUUCAUAAAAUGUUACCAAACGAAACAUUAUUUUUAGAAACCACAAAUAAAGUCGUCAAGAAUGAUAUUUCCAAUAGUUCAUUUGUUCAAUUUCAAAUUUGGGAUUUUCCAGGUCAAUUGGAUUUUUUUGAUCCAUCAUUCGAUUAUGAACAUAUUUUAAAUAAUUGCGGUGCUAUUGUUUUUGUUAUUGAUGCUCAAGACGAAAUUGGCGAAGCCUUACAAAAACUUCAUCAAACCAUCAGCAAAGUUUAUCAAGUUAACCCAAAUAUUCAUUUUGAAGUAUUUAUUCAUAAAUCUGAUGGUUUAUCUGAUGACCACAAAAUUGAUAGACAAAGAGAUAUUCAACAAAAAACUACUGAAGAUUUAAUGGAUGCAAAUAUCAAUGUUCACCCAAGUUUCUAUGUCACUUCAAUUUAUGAUCAUUCAAUUUUUGAAGCUUUUUCAAAAGUUAUCCAAAAACUUAUUCCACAACUCCCAACUUUAGAAAAUCUUUUAGAUGUUUUUAUUUCAAGAUCAAGAAUCGAAAAGGCAUUUUUGGUUGAUGUUGUUAGUAAAAUUUAUGUUGCAACUGAUAAUUCACCAGUUGAUAUGCAAACUUAUGAGUUAUGCAGCGAUAUGAUUGAUGUUGUAAUUGAUGUUUCAUGUAUCUAUGGUCUUAAAGAAGAAGAAGAAGGUUUAGGUUAUGAUCAAGAAUCACACUCUGUUAUUAAAUUAAAUAAUGGUAUGGUUUUAUAUUUAAGAGAAGUUAAUAAAUAUUUAGCACUUGUUUGUUUACUUCGUGAAACAAAUUUCGAUAAACAUGGUUUAAUUGACUAUAACUUUAUCUGUUUCAAGAAAGCCAUCGAAGAAGUAUUUGCACGUAAAACCGCAUCCAGAAAGAAAGGAAAAAAAAUCACAAACUAA
This is a messenger RNA of Dictyostelium purpureum, 1023 nucleotides long. RefSeq lists its product as uncharacterized. Lineage: Eukaryota; Evosea; Eumycetozoa; Dictyosteliales; Dictyosteliaceae. Gene Ontology annotation, molecular function: GTP binding; GTPase activity. Bases 1 to 1023 code for a protein of 340 amino acids. The transcript is spliced from 5 exons. The record is from RefSeq and is a predicted model, not a curated record. Gene Ontology annotation, cellular component: nucleus; lysosome; Gtr1-Gtr2 GTPase complex. Gene Ontology annotation, biological process: cellular response to starvation; positive regulation of TOR signaling; regulation of autophagy.